UUCUGCGUGCGCGUGGGACUUUCACAAACCUAAAGUUUAGCUUCCUUUUUGUUAUUUAUUUAUUUUUAUUUUUUUUUAAUCAGCUAUUUUUUUUAUUAUAGCCCCGUUUUUGUUCUAUGACAGGUUAUGUGCCUCAUGUAGGAUGAAAUGAAUGUGCGUUAUUCAGCCUUCUUGCUAGUUUGUACGUAUGCGUUGGUAUUACAAGCACGGGGUUGCUAAGCAACGGAACUUUUACUGUAACUAAACAACUAGUUAACUAAAUGAUUUGUCUGUGUGGGUUUCUGUGUAUAUCCAGUCUGUUAUGAGUUAAGUCCUAGAUCAGUGCGUUUGUUUGUUGAUUGGAGUGAAGGUCAUGUCCAAGCCUGUGUUUGUGCUGAGGUUUGGUCAGUAUGGGGAGCCUCGGUGCUGACGGUCAGCUGGAUGAAGUUCACUGUUUAUGGGCUCUGUGUCCACAUCCGUGCUGCUGGGAGACUGAGCAUCGCAUCGCUAAAGGUGUUUACCGCCAUGCAGUCCGAGCAUCUGAUCCCAAACAUCACGCUAAUGAUGAAGACGCGCUGCCGUCUCUGACACUGGUGGAUGUUUCUGACUGGACGGGAACCAGGAGUGUGAGUUCAAGCAGAACGUCUCUGAGCAGAGUUCCUCCUCCUCCUCCACGCAGAGACGCUGCACCCAGGCUGAGAACAACAAAUCCAUCUUUCCCAGUGAUCACCUCAGCAGCAGCGAAAUCCAAUACCAGAGAAAAUGGCACCAGAGAUAAGGGUGUAAGUGAUAACACAGCUCACAUCAGCCCUCUGAUUGGCUCGCCAUGGGGAUCAGGAUCAUUAGUGCUGUGGGUCCCGAAUCCUCACUACAUCCCUCAGUGUCUUAAAAGCUUAAAAUCUCCACACUGUUCAGUGAAGGAGUUAACAUGCCUCCCGGCUGCUCAGACACCGAGCACGUCUAAAGUGAACUGUAAAAGAACCACGAAGAGGGUGCGGUUCCAGCUCACCUCUUCACCCCUGACCUUUCACUCCAGUCAGCAGACGUCAGUCUCACCAGGUCAGCUGGAGGCGGGUGCAGGAGACGGUCUGCAGGUAUCAGCAGUCAUAGAUGAUCCUGAACACCUGAGAGACCUGAGUGCGUUCCUGGUGAAGAACAAACCUGCUGUUUUUCACACCGUGCAAGAGAGGAUGGUCAGGAGAACCAGCCAGGACACACCAGCUUCACUUUACAAACUGGACAGCAAGACGGGUGAGGAGGAUGUAGACUGGGACAGUCUGAGGCAACAGACUUACCUCUGGAAGAGGCAUAGCGUCCGUCCUGAGCAUGUCAUUCCACCAGGGGGCACCAGAGGAGCUGAGGAGACUUUCGGCUUGUCUCCUGUUCGUAAACCGAGCUCAGAUCGAACGCUUCCCAGCCCACAGUGUGCAGCUCCUGCAGCAUGUCCGUGUGUGAACAGAAAGGUGUGUUACACUCAUCCCCUGCUCUCUCGCAAAAAGCACCUGUCGCGAGGAACAGGGUCAGAACUGGACAUGACCAUACGCAGCACUUCUGCUGUUACUGAACACAAUCAGCUACACAGAAUGUUGGACACAGAUGAGAGGCGUGAGAGAGGCAGGGGCAGUAAAGGUACCUUUGCCCCACCGAACUCCGAAUUUUACAGCCGGGGCUCCACCCACCAGCUCUAUGAGAACUUUAAUCCCAGUCCUGACACCAGCCGAGAUCUGAGGAUCAUCACUGGAGCGAUGGAGCCCUGGGGAGGGAGAAGCUCUACAGAACGUUUCUGUACUUCCAUACCAAGCCUCAUCUAGCUCUAACACACACUCACCCACACACACACACACACACACACUUAUCCACCCACACACACACAAACUACUUCACUGAAGAGAUGUGACAGAUGAGUAAUCAAAGCAAAGCAACUCACAAUAAAUAUAAAAUAAUCGUAUAAUCGUAUGUAUUAUAUGAUAAUAAAUUCUUUCUUAACCUCCAGAUCUUUUCUCCAUCAGACGGUUGACCAGUGGUCAGAGUUGCACGUCACAUCACCUCAGAAGGACAAACACACACACCCGGGUUCUCCACCAGCUUCACUGCUUUCACAGCAAUUUCUUUGCUCUUAAAAAUCCAUUACCGAACACAUUUCACAAUUUUCCACUUACCUCAAAUGUGUGGAGUUGCAACGCUAAUGUAGCUAAUUUUGUGAAUCCUGUGAAAAAAGAACAACCAGAGGUGAAAAUGAUGUGUGUGGAAAAAUCAGAUGUGGAAAUUAAUGACUCAUGUGGGAGGGAAACAUCACAGGUGAAAAUAAAAGAACAGACGAGUCCAGCUCUUUGGCUCAAGGUUACUGCAGUGGUCAGAAACCUUCAUGGUUCAACACCACAGCUGCAGGUGUGGAGGAGAUUCGGAGAUGCAGAGGGUCGUGGACGAAGUUGGGGUUGUGUAGUUCACUGGGGAUGAGUAGUUGUGUUCUAUUUAAAAGGAACCUUGGUACUCACCUGCCCAGGAAAAGUCUAUCGGUCACUCCAGGAGGGGUUUUUUUUGUCUUUUUUUUAUUGAUAAACCUUAAACCAUUGAUAAGAAGAUCAGCAACCUCUGACUCAGAGGUCAUGGGUCUUUCCCAGAAGAGAUUGAGAUACUUCACAUUUAGGUGAGAGGACAGACCUUAACCCUGGUGGAGCAGUUCAGGUAUCUUGGGCUCUGAUUCUCAAGUGAUGGAAAACAUGACCAUGAGACUGACAAAGGUCAGCAAUUGCAAUGAUGAGGUUUAAGAACCUUGCUUGGGGGUCCAGCAGUGUCAGCUUGGUGGUACUGGGGCUUUGACCUUCGAAAGAACAAACCAGAGCCUUAACCACUUGAGCUGCAGUGGUAGUGAAGCAGGUUAGUUAAG
This is a messenger RNA of Hemibagrus wyckioides, 2866 nucleotides long. RefSeq lists its product as uncharacterized. The record is from RefSeq and is a predicted model, not a curated record. NCBI's taxonomy places the organism in Eukaryota, Metazoa, Chordata, Actinopteri, Siluriformes, Bagridae. The coding region runs from base 390 to 1790 and encodes 466 amino acids. The transcript is spliced from 11 exons.